Fonsecaea nubica is the source of this 1143-nucleotide messenger RNA. RefSeq lists its product as hypothetical. Gene Ontology annotation, biological process: mRNA splicing, via spliceosome. The record is from RefSeq and is a predicted model, not a curated record. Bases 1 to 1143 code for a protein of 380 amino acids. The transcript has 6 exons. Gene Ontology annotation, molecular function: RNA binding. Gene Ontology annotation, cellular component: U2 snRNP; U2-type spliceosomal complex. NCBI's taxonomy places the organism in Eukaryota, Fungi, Ascomycota, Eurotiomycetes, Chaetothyriales, Herpotrichiellaceae.
AUGGCCGAAGAAGAUCAUCGCUCGACAGAGGGCAUAUAUACCGGUCUCCCUCUCGACCCAUCCGCGUUCGAUAGUGACCCCCGGAUCUCUUGGUCGAAACUCGACAACAAGUUCAUCCUCGAAACCGACGAGGGCAACGAGUUCGAAUGGGACACUGCUCUGAAAAGAUGGAUACCAGUGCUGGACCAGUCACUGUUGGACCAACAAGGCGAAAUCUACAAGGUUGCAGGUGUCGAUGAGGAUGCGACAACCACCUCACAGAAGAAGAAACGGAAACAGCCAAACGGCGAUGAGUCCGGCAACAAGUCCAAAAAGCCUCGAGUCAAUACUGCCGUCUACGUGACUUCGAUACCUCUCGAUGCCGACCAAGAAGAGAUCCAACAUGUCUUUUCCAAAUGUGGUGUCAUUGCAGAAGAGAUUGACUCUGGAAAACCACGAAUCAAGAUGUACGAGGAUGACAAGGGCCAAUUCAAGGGUGACGCACUCGUGGUCUACUUCAGACCCGAAUCAGUCAAUCUUGCGGUUCAAAUGCUUGACGACACAGAUUUCCGAUUGGGAACGCAAGGUCCAAUGGGCAGGAUGAGAGUCCAAGCAGCAGAUUUCUCAUAUAAGAGUCAACAGGAUGUCCCCCCAAAAACAAGUAAGAGAGAACAAAAGAAGGUCAUCCAAAAAACAGAGAAGAUGAAGGCUAAACUCAUGGAUUGGGAUGACGACGACCCGCAAACGCUACAGGAUACAAGUUCCAAGUGGGACAAGCUGGUAAUACUGAAGCAUAUGUUCACACUCCAAGAGUUAGAGGAGGAUCCCGCGGCGAUGCUUGAAAUCAAAGAAGACAUCCGCGAGGAAUGUUCGAAGCUGGGUCAAGUCACAAACGUUGUCCUCUUCGAUAAGGAAGCUGAAGGCGUUGCAAGUGUCCGUUUCUCGGAUGCCCAGGCUGCAGCUGCCUGCGUCCAACGAAUGAAUGGAAGAUGGUUCGAUGAGAGACAACUAGAGGCGUUCAUUGCAACAGGUCGAGAGAAGUUCAAGAAAUCAGGCGACAAGAAGGUCAGCUUUGACGACGAAGACGAUGAGGAAGAAGGAGGAGAGGGCGGCAGAUUGGACAAGUUUGGCUCGUGGCUGGAGGAGCAAGAGAAAGAAAAGUGA